Molecule: messenger RNA, 276 nt
Organism: Kwoniella botswanensis
Lineage: Eukaryota; Fungi; Basidiomycota; Tremellomycetes; Tremellales; Cryptococcaceae
Exons: 1
Coding region: 1-276 (91 amino acids)
Source: RefSeq, a predicted model, not a curated record
AUGGACAUGCGAGAAAUCAUCAAAUCCCUUCAGUCUCAUUUCACCCCUUCUACUAAUGAAGCUAUCGGCGCAUUUGAACAGUCUCUACCUAGAGAUACAUAUCAAGCAUUUUCCCUUGGUGAAGAUCCCUUGACGUUUGUGUUCAGCGCGUACUGGGCGGAUGAUACGCUAUACGAGAGUCGGACUUUCAAGGCUGAAAGUGAUCUGACGGCGGAUUUUGUCAGGUAUGAGAAAGCAAUGAUGAGUGGUGAGAUGGCUUGUCCAUUGGAAGAUUGA